AUGCUGAAGACGCGCUUCCAAAUCAACCCGGGCCAGCACCUGAAGCUGCUGCCCACAAUCCGCGAAAUAAUUGCCGAGGGCGGCGUCAGCCAGCUGUACCGAGGCGAGCAAUCCCCGCCCCGCCAGCGCCGUGGCUUGCCUGAGAUUCUGGGCCUGAUGCCGCGCGCCUCUGCCGCCAUGUCCACCCUGGAGUUUAGCAGGCGGUUCUUCCGGGAGCGCAGCGGCGGCGAGCUGCCAGCGCGCUACGCCUACGCGUCUGGCGCCCUGUCUGGCGUGAGUGAGGGCGUCGUGUUCGCUCCCUUCCAGGUCAUCAAGGUGCGGCUGAUGGCUAAGGAGCACCUGGGGCGCUACGCCAACACCCUGGACUGCCUGGGCCAGGUGCUGCGGCAGGAGGGCCCCGCGGCGCUGUUCAUCGGCAUCGCGCCCACGCUCUGGCGCAACUGCCUGUGGAACGGCGUUUAUUACGGCACCACCCACGAGCUGGACAGGGUGAUGCCGGAGCUGUGCAACCCCUGGGUGGCCGCGGGGCGCCAGCUGGCGAGCCAGCUCCCCGGGGAGCGGCGCUACACUCGCGUCUUCCCCACCCUGGCCACCAUCUGGCGCGAGGAGGGGCCCACCGCGCUGUACAAGGGAUUCGUGCCCAAGGCGCUGCGCCUCGGCAUCGGGCAGAGCGUGGGGCUGCUGACAUUCCAGGAGGCACUCAAGGCCUUUGGGGCGGCCCACACGCCCGCGGACGACGCGCGGGAGGCGCGCGCAGCGGCCCUCAUAUCGGAGUGA
This is a messenger RNA of Monoraphidium neglectum, 777 nucleotides long. Its product is annotated as 2-oxodicarboxylate carrier 2. The coding region runs from base 1 to 777 and encodes 258 amino acids. The record is from RefSeq and is a predicted model, not a curated record. Lineage: Eukaryota; Viridiplantae; Chlorophyta; Chlorophyceae; Sphaeropleales; Selenastraceae. The transcript is spliced from 6 exons.